Messenger RNA from Choloepus didactylus (southern two-toed sloth), 2192 nucleotides. RefSeq names its product TatD DNase domain containing 3 (gene TATDN3). Gene Ontology annotation, molecular function: hydrolase activity, acting on ester bonds. The record is from RefSeq and is a predicted model, not a curated record. The transcript is spliced from 11 exons. Bases 45 to 968 code for a protein of 307 amino acids. NCBI's taxonomy places the organism in Eukaryota, Metazoa, Chordata, Mammalia, Pilosa, Megalonychidae.
UGCGUUCCGGCUCUGGAAACGCCGCAAGGGGUUCCGCGGCCACUAUGGGAGCGGUGGGCGCGGGGCUGGUGGACUGCCACUGCCAUGUCUCCGACCCGGACUUUGACCACGAUCUGGAUGAUGUGUUGGAGAGAGCCAAGAAGGAACAAGGGCUUUGGAUUUACAGAGGCCUAAAGACCUUGGGCAAGUUAUUUGAUCCCAUCCAAAACUCUGUCUCCUUAUCUAUAAAGUGGAUUAUAGCAGCCAAUGUUAUGGCCCUUGUAGCAGUUGCAGAACAUUCAGGAGAAUUUGAAAAGAUUAUGCAACUUUCAGAAAGGUACAAUGGGUUUAUCUUGCCAUGCUUGGGUGUUCAUCCAGUUCAGGGACUCUCACCAGAAGACCAAAGAAGUGUCACAUUAAAGGAUUUGGAUCAAGCUUUGCCUAUUAUCGAGCGUUAUAAGGAUCAGUUGUUGGCAAUUGGAGAGGUUGGGCUAGAUUUCUCCCCCAGAUUUGCCAGGACUGAUGAACAGAAGGAAGAGCAGCGACAAGUGCUAAUCAGACAGGUCCAAUUAGCCAAAAGACUAAAUUUGCCUUUAAAUGUUCACUCACGCUCAGCUGGAAGACCCACCAUCAGUCUCCUCCAUGAGCAAGGUGCUGACAAGGUGCUGCUGCAUGCAUUUGACGGUCGGCCAUCUGUAGCUAUGGAAGGAGUAAGAGCUGGGUACUUCUUCUCAAUUCCUCCUUCUGUCAUAAGAAGUGGACAGAAGCAGAAACUUGUGAAACAGUUACCUUUAACUUCUAUAUGCUUAGAAACAGACUCACCUGCACUAGGACCAGAAAAACAGGUCCGAAAUGAGCCACAGAACAUUUCCAUUUCAGCAGAAUAUAUUGCCCAGGAGAAAGGGAUCUCAGUGGAAGAAGUUGUAGAAGUUACAACACAGAAUGCUUUGAAACUUUUUCCAAAACUUCGGUACCUGCUCCAAAAAUAGCUUCAAAAUCAUCAAUUGCAAAACCAAAUCUACUGCAGGGGGCAGCAUUUGAGAAAAAGAGAUAUUCUGAUUAAGAAUCUGAAUUGAAGAGGCUGUUUUAUAGAGAUAUAGAAGAUUAUAAUUUUAGAGAAAUAUUUUCUUUUAGCUUGCAUGCUGGAACCCUGGGUUCUAAUUCUAGCCUUGUGCUGCUUUUCAAUUAGCGGAGUCCUAGAAGGAGAUUGGGAGAACCCUGCUGCUUCUAACCUUGCCCCAUUAAGUAAAGCUACCAUAUGAGCUGAAACUGUUUCUUCAGGGAAGGGUGGCUCCCACACCUAUGGGAUAAGGAGGGAAUAGGCCAAAGUUUGAUCCUUUACCACCUGUUUUUCUUCCCAUAGGAUUUAUACAGUGAAGGAUGGAUGUCUAGUUUCUUAAACCAUCAGAAAUCUCAUUUCUGGGUUUGUAAAAUUGAACUUUUAGUACUUUGAUUUCUUUCUUUUAAAGAGAAAAAUGUACAAAGUUUUCGUAUUGAUCUUAGAUUUUGAUUUAUGAGACCAGUGGUUUAGAGAGUCAUCAUUAAAUUCCAAGCCCAGAAUUCUAGCUAAUAAACUGAUUUUAAGUUCCAGUCUGAAUUUUGUCAAAUUGAUGUUUAUUUAGUGUAAAUGGCUUUAUUUAAAAUGCACCUGAGUUUUUGUUUCGCAGUUACAGUUUUAAGUUUUAAAAAUAUUAUGUAUAGUUAACCAGGGUAUUUAAUUUUGUUAAAUUGUAUAAACAUAUAAAAAUUCUGGAAGAAGUAUCUGUAAUAGAAAAGGAUCCCAACUUCCUAUAUUUUACAUAGUAGAUCUUCAAUAAAUAUUUUUAAGUGAAUUCAUUUAUAGAAGAAUCAAAACAUGCUAGGGCAGAUUAUCUAAACCAAACUAGACUAACUGAGAAAUGGAAUAGGGUGCUUUAUGAGGUAUUUAACCACCCAUCAGCAUUGUUAUAGAUGAAAUUCCUACAUUAAAUGGAAGGUUAUAUUAAAACUAGACUUCUGAUCUUUCUUUCAACUCUGUAUUUCUUUUAUUUCCUUUUGCUAUUUCCUACUCCCUUCUGCUGAAGGGAAGCCAUUCCUGUACAUGUAAACCUAUUGUUAGUAGGACCUUUUGAUGAGGUUACUUCACUUAAGGCAUGGCCCAGGGUAGGUCUUAAUCCUUUUACUGGAAUCCUUUAUAUACAGGAUGAAUAGAGAGAGAAGCUGAAAUCAAUGAA